CCUUCAGAAAUUGUGAAGCAGAAAAAUCGGAGAGAGAUGGGGAAGAAGGGGAGAGCAAUCAUUGUGGGAGGAAGCAUAGCGGGCUUAUCGUGCGCGCACGCGCUCACGUUAGCGGGAUGGGAGGUGUUGGUUUUGGAGAAAUCCACAGAACCUCCGGCGCGGAGCCCCACCGGCGCCGGCCUCGGACUCGACCUUCAGUCUCGGCAAGUCAUCAGGACCUGGCUUCCUCGUCCUAACCUCUUGGACGACUUCACCUUGCCCCUCUCAAUCGACCAGAAUCAGACAACUGACAAUGGGAAGAAGGGGACUCGGAUACUAACACGAGACGAGAACUUCAAUUUCCGAGCAGCUUACUGGACAGACAUUCAUAGUCUUCUGUAUAACGCAUUGCCUCGAAGCGUUUUCCUGUGGGGUCAUCUGUAUCUGUCUUUUACUGUUCCACAAGAUAAAUCCUCCGUCAAGGUCAAGGCCCGGAUUCUUGAAACUCAAGAAACCAUUGAAAUCCGUGGAGAUUUACUCGUUGCAGCAGAUGGGUGUCUGUCUUCAAUCCGCAAAACUUUCCUGCCUGACCUUAAAUUGAGGUAUUCUGGUUAUUGUGCAUGGAGGGGUGUUCUUGAUUUCUCCGGGGAUGAGAACUCGGAAAUGAUCAUAGGAAUCCGUCGAGCGUAUCCGGAUCUUGGGAAAUGCUUGUACUUUGAUCUUGGACCGAAGACUCACAGCGUGCUUUACGAGCUUCUGAACAACAAACUCAAUUGGAUUUGGUAUGUCAACCAACCAGAGCCCCAACUGAAGAGCAAGUCCGUUACCAUGAGUGUAAGCCAAGAAAUGAUCAAGAAGAUGCAUCAAGAAGCCGACAUGGUCUGGCGUCCCGAGCUGGCAAGACUCAUGAAGGAAACAAAAGACCCUUUUCUCAACGUUAUAUACGACCACGACCCUCUUGAGAACAUUGUCUGGGAAAACAUCGUACUGGUCGGUGACUCGGCUCACCCCACGACCCCUCACGGUCUAAGAAGCACGAACAUGUCGAUCCUCGACGCUUUUGUGCUGGGGAAAUGCCUCGAGAAACGGGGACGUGAGGAUCUGAGCUCGGCCCUCGGGGAGUAUCAGAGGAUAAGACUGCCUGUUGUUUCCAAGCAAGUUCUACGUUCACGCCGUCUUGGACGCAUCAAACAGUUUCAUGAGCUUGAUGACGGUGAUGAUAAGCGUUUUGGUUUAUUAGAGGAUACAGGUAGUGAGGUUUUAGAAGACCUGAAGCAGAGAAGCAUGCCCUUCUUCUCUAAUGCUCCUCUUGUUUGAUGAAAUAUUGAAUCUCAGUGACAUUGUGUAAUGUAAUUAUUAUACGUACAUUAUACACAUAUGUAUGUAUAUUUAUUUUCUAAUACUUCACACACACAUAUA
Messenger RNA from Tarenaya hassleriana, 1398 nucleotides. RefSeq names its product 3-hydroxybenzoate 6-hydroxylase 2. The transcript has 4 exons. Bases 37 to 1296 code for a protein of 419 amino acids. NCBI's taxonomy places the organism in Eukaryota, Viridiplantae, Streptophyta, Magnoliopsida, Brassicales, Cleomaceae. The record is from RefSeq and is a predicted model, not a curated record.